AUGGGAGAGCAGUGGGUGCACAUGGGAGGGCAGUGGGUGCACAUGGGAGAGCAGUGGGUGCACAUGGGAGGGCAGUGGGUGCACAUGGGAGAGCAGUGGGUGCACAUGGGAGGGCAGUGGGUGCACAUGGGAGAGCAGUGGGUGCACAUGGGAGAGCAGUGGGUGCAGAUGGGAGGGCAGUGGGUGCACAUGGGAGAGCAGCCUGUGCCUUCCCCUGCCAGGCCUGUGCCUUCCCCUGCCAGGCCUGUGCCUUCCCCUGCCAGGCCUGUGCCUUACCCUGCCAGGCCUGUGCCUUCCCCUGCCAGGCCUGUGCCUUCCUCUGCCAGGCCUGUGCCUUCCCCUGCCAGGCCUGUGCCUUCCCCUGCCAGGCCUGUGCCUUCCCCUGCCAGGCCUGUGCCUUCCCCUGCCAGGCCUGUGCCUUCCCCUGCCAGGCCUGUGCCUUAUCCUGCCAGGCCUGUGCCUUCCCCUGCCAGGCCUGUGCCUUCCUCUGCCAGGCCUGUGCCUUCCCCUGCCAGGCCUGUGCCUUAUCCUGCCAGGCCUGUGCCUUCCCCUGCCAGGCCUGUGCCUUCCUCUGCCAGGCCUGUGCCUUCCCCUGCCAGGCCUGUGCCUUCCCCUGCCAGGCCUGGAGUGCCGGGGCGCAGGGGAGUGAGUGCUCACGUUGAGACGGCGCGUGAGGUGAGGGGGGCACCACUCACUGGCCCGUCGCUGCCGCCGCCGCUCAUCGGGGGAAAAGAGUUGAGCCCAGCAGCACUGCAAUGCACGGGUGGAGGAAGGAAGGCCACGCGGACAGGUUACACAGGCACUGAGGGGAAGGGAAGAGGCACCAUUGCAACACGGGAUGGCCUUUGA
Molecule: messenger RNA, 849 nt
Organism: Closterium sp. NIES-65
Lineage: Eukaryota; Viridiplantae; Streptophyta; Zygnematophyceae; Desmidiales; Closteriaceae
Source: the annotation of a GenBank genome assembly